Molecule: messenger RNA, 1837 nt
Organism: Vespa mandarinia (Asian giant hornet)
Lineage: Eukaryota; Metazoa; Arthropoda; Insecta; Hymenoptera; Vespidae
Source: RefSeq, a predicted model, not a curated record
CAUUUCUCUCUUAUCCCUCGGCAGAAGUAGUUUGCAUGCGUCGUGUUCAGUUCACGGGAGUCGUUGUUUAUAUUUAAUCGUGAAUGUUACCGGUAGUGUGCCUUUCAUUUGAAGUUUACCGAUCGAUCGAAGAUAGAAAGAGAAAGAGAGAGAGAGAGAGAGAAAGAGAAAGGAAAAGAAAAACAAUAUAUUAUUUGUAUGAAGACAAAUAAUAAGGGAAAUAUUAGAUCGGAAUUUAUCAUUAUUAUUUUUUUUUUUUUUUCAAUAGAAUAUGGCAAUAAUAUUUCAAAAAUUUCUAAUAAUAUUCAAUCUUUAUAAGAAGUACAAAUAGACUAACCGGAGAGAAGAUCAUAGAAAGAAGAUAUUUAGUUGAUAGAUCAUCUUAUUGGUUCUGAAGUAUAAGUGCUUGUGCACACGUGCAUUUAGUGUGAAAAAGAUCUUGACAAGAAUCGAAGGAGGACUUAAGAGUUCAGAUCAGAUUCCAAGAAGGAAGAACUGAGAAGAAGAGAAGAACACAAAAAAGAAAGAAAGAAAAACUUAGAAAAAUAAAUACCCUCGAUCUUUGCCCGUAUACGUUAAACAAGAAUGUCGAACGUUUCGGGAAUCUCCAAGGAGGAGACGAUCAUAAAAGGGAAGCCAACCCUCGUACGACGAGUUUCCAACAUGUUCAAAGAUGGAAAUUACAGUAGGCCACCGUUACUCUUUAGACACGCUUCGAUGCAGAAACUCCGCCAUUGCUGCCAGAAUCUGAAUCUAUUUCCAUAUCUACUUUACUCUUACGAUAACUCAAAGUCCCAUCCGGUUGCUAAGAAGGUGAACGUUUGCAUCAACGAAUUGUUACGAAGCAUUGCCGAAAGAUUUUUUUAUAUUUACAAAUAUCUACGGUGUACAUCAUUGUACGGUAAUGGUAACAAAAACAAUAACAACAACAAUAACGUCAUCUAUCCAAAGAAAAGUUCGAUCGAAUUGAAGAAAGGGAAAGGCAACGAAGCUGACCUUGUCGUCGACGAUGAAGAACGAAAACCAAUAACUAUAUUCCAAAAACAGGAACGUCAACGACAAAAGCAAAUUCCGUUCUUCCUAAUUCUCGCAGUUUAUCUAGUACCAUUGAUAUUAGCCUUCGAAAUGAUAAUAGUUUGUUCUUUAUUGAUAUUUGACAAGUACACGCCGGGUUUCGUCUUCCUUAUAAGCGCCGUUAUGUUCUUAGGAUACAUCGCGUUUAGAAUUUUCUUUUACGAGAGUAAAACUAAGAAAUCUUCGAGCAAUGGAACUAAUAAUAGAUACGCUAGGGUCACAAAGAAAACGAAGGUUCAGUGAUCCAUCUUUGAUGAUAAGAGGAUCCACAUCUCAAUAUUAUUAUCAUCAUCAUCAUCGUCAUCAUCAUCAUCAUCAUCAUCAUUGCCGUCAUUGUCAUCGUCAUUAUCGUCGUCGUUACCAUCAUCAUCAUCAUCAUUUUUAUCAUUAUCAUAUACGGCUAAAAUCUUCGUCAGACAGAAAAACAGUUGAAAUACAUCAACGAUGAGACUCUCGAAGAUUUUGGCCAUUCUCGUUUAAAACGAAGCUCCAACGGUCGAUUGCGGUACAGAGAAAGAAAGAGAAACACGCAUAAAAUAGAAAUAAAUAGAUAAUAGAUAAAUAGAUAUAAAUAGAUAAAUAAAAUAAGCCGUUGCUCUCUACGGGAGAAUCAGUGAGCUUACACUAAUGUUGAAAUGUUCCUCACUAACUUUCAUUCACGCGUGUACUUUCGCAUUUUGUCCGUUCUUCUUCUUCUUUUUCAUUCUUUUUUUAUUUGUAUUUUUUUUUUCUACACAACAUAUAUAAAUAUAUGUGUACACAU